Molecule: messenger RNA, 1016 nt
Organism: Arabidopsis arenosa
Lineage: Eukaryota; Viridiplantae; Streptophyta; Magnoliopsida; Brassicales; Brassicaceae
Source: the annotation of a GenBank genome assembly
CAAGAAUUACACUGAAGAAGCAAAAAAGGCCAAAUCAAACCCAAAAAAGGUACAACCUUUGGGGCUCCAGAUAGAAAAAAAUUUCUUCCUUUAUCGGAAAACCACCCUAGUUUCAACUUUCCGGUUUUCCGGUGAAAACCCAAAUGGCUAACGACGGUAACGGCAAUAACAACAAUGACCCAUUACACCAAUACCUGUUACCAUUACCGGAGAACAACGACGUCACGAUUCCAAUGACUUCAUCGGAAUUCAAAAACCGAUUACUCUUCGGCCCAUUCCCUCCGUCAUCCUCCGAUUCCACAGACCUCCUUAUCCCACCAACGGAACCUAAUAAACCGACCUACAAUUUCCACCGGUCUAAAACAGCUCCUGCUAUGGCUGCAAUCAACGAUGUAACUCACCCAAAUGAUCAGAGAACAGAGCAAUCAAAUUCGAAAUCCAUUGUAAGACAAGCCCUUGCUUUGCUCGUUGUGUAUCUCUCUUUAGGUGUGCUUAUCUAUUGGCUGAAUCGAGAUAGUGACAAUGUGAAUCAGACUCAUCUUGUUGCUGUUGCUCUGUACUUUUGCAUUGUAGCAAUGUGUGGGGUUUUAAUCGUGCAUUUUGUUGAGAAAAUCGGGUGGUUGGAUUCGUUUUGUUUCUCGGUUAUGAUGGUUACAACAGUUGGGUAUGGUGACCAGGCUUUUAAUACAUGGCCCGGUACGCUUCUUGCUGCGAUUUGGUUGCUUGUGUCUACUUUAGCUAUUGCUCGAGCGUUUUUUAAUUUGGCUGAAGCAAGAGUUGAUAAGAGGAAUAGAGAGCGGGCCAAGAAAGUGCUUGGUGAAACCAUGACCAUCUCUGAGUUCUUUGCUGCAGAUAUUGACAACAAUGGUUGCUUGAGAUGUCCUGAAUGGCUUUGACGAAUAUCAUGUGAUCUUUGGUUCAAUGAUCCUCUUGGUUUUACCAGUAUCAUUGAAUCUUCUACUAUGCUUUUUCUUUUUGCAGUUUAGCAGAGUAUACAAUAUACAAACUAAAGCAGA